Molecule: messenger RNA, 1141 nt
Organism: Moneuplotes crassus
Lineage: Eukaryota; Ciliophora; Spirotrichea; Euplotida; Euplotidae
Source: the annotation of a GenBank genome assembly
UUGAAAAUUAAAUAGAAAUGGGUGAGAGAAUCUCGUUUUAAUGCUGCACUUCCACUGAAUUCAAAGCAACAAGCCCAUAUCGAGACUUGGGAGCCUAUAUAUCUCAAAUCAGGGGAGGAGGAUUGUACUUAGGUACAUUCAAAGCAUAGCGUGAUUAUAAUAGCUUCUUCACCAUUCAAUUUAUUUUGAAGGGUCUGCAUUACAUUCCCAUACUUGCUUUUCUCCAAAUUCUAAAUGAAUUUUUAUCCAAAUGGUUUCCUUGAUAGACCAAUUAUAAUGCUUUUUGUGAAUGUACCCACCUACAAAAUGUAUGCCCACGGAUGUUUAUCCACUUUUUGUCAAACUUCCAGUGAUCAGUUUGAUAACUGAGAGUAGACCCUUAAUUCUUAAUACUAAACCUUAUUAUUUUCAGGUAUGGUUGGACUAUACCAAUCCUUACUCAUCAGGACCUGGUAAAUAUUUUCACAAAUAUUGAGAUUAUAAAGUCCCCAAUGAUUGUUAAUUUUACCACGCAAUUUUGUUAAGUAAUCCUAGCAUCAAACAUUCUCUUAGCAUAAUUCAUGGAAUGUUCCCUGAGAUUAUCUCUAAUUCGAGAUAAUUUUAAGAAUAUGUUAAGAUUUGAAAAAGAGUGCUCAAAUUUUUGAAAAGACUAGAGCUUUUCAUAAUAAUUUUUAUGCAUAAACCCCCUGAUUUCAGCGAUCUACAUCGAGUAAAUUCAUCCCGAGGAGUCCUAAUUCCUCCAAAAAUGGCCAGACUUCACUAGUCCUGCUGAAUUAGUGACGCUUCGUUUUAUUUCGUGUUAAAUAUUAUAUAAAUUUGGUUAAAAACUAUAACAGCGUGUUAUUAACUAUUUCAUGAAUUUUGAAUAUUUUCAUAAAAAUGGUCGGAGUCCUAUUUUAGCUGUUUUAAAUCCCAGAGGCUAUAAUAUUAUUGUACUUAUAAUAUUCAAAUUUAUGUAACUGUGACGGCUUUCAAACACAUUAGUGGUAAUGUAAAACUUAUUUCAAACUUCUCGUUUUUAAGUAAGAGAAUUACUGAGCUUGUCUAGAAAAAGUUCAAAUUUGAUAUCCUUUCAUUGCAUGCGUGUAAGUAAAAAUUAUUAGUAAUGCAAAAGGCAUGGUUAAUGCUAAAUUUUUACAGU